Diprion similis is the source of this 1115-nucleotide messenger RNA. RefSeq names its product inositol monophosphatase 1-like. Gene Ontology annotation, biological process: signal transduction; inositol metabolic process; phosphatidylinositol phosphate biosynthetic process. Lineage: Eukaryota; Metazoa; Arthropoda; Insecta; Hymenoptera; Diprionidae. Gene Ontology annotation, molecular function: inositol monophosphate 1-phosphatase activity. The record is from RefSeq and is a predicted model, not a curated record. The transcript has 6 exons. Bases 109 to 963 code for a protein of 284 amino acids.
UGGUAGUUCAAAGGUAUCCGUUUCCCCGAAAGGAAGUCAGAAGAACUGCUGCACUGACCAUUUAUUUAAAUUUUCUUCGCGACUUAAGUAAAUAAGACCAAAACUAAAAUGACGACGGAUUCCACCCUCGAUGUGUACUACGAAUUCGUUAUGGGUUUGACUCGGGAAGCUGCCAAGGUCAUCACCAACUCGAUAAAACUGCGAAAAUCCGUCGACACGAAACGAGGUGAUUGGGAUCUUGUGACACAAUACGACCGGGAGAUUGAAAACAUCAUAAUUGAUCGUUUGAGAAGUCAAUACCCAGAUCACAUGUUUAUCGCCGAAGAAUCGGCGGGUAAUAAUUCACCAGAUCUUACCGAUGCUCCGACAUGGAUAAUAGACCCCAUUGACGGCACUACCAAUUUCGUUCACGGAUUCCCGCAUACCUGUGUCGUGAUCGCUUUAGCAAUACGGAAGGAAGUGAUGAUUGGAAUAGUGUACAAUCCACUUCUGGAGCAACUAUUCACGGCUCGAAAAGGUCGGGGUGCUUUUCUCAACGGAGAACCGAUUAGAACCUCGGAAGUGGAGGAUUUUUCAAAAGCUCUGGUCUGCUUCGAGCCCGGAUUUAUAAAGAUUGAAAGCAUGGCAGAGUACGUGGUCGAAAGACUACGAGCAAUUAUAAAAGUGGCACACGGAAUACGGACUCUCGGAGUUGCCGCCUUAACACUUUGCUACGUAGCGAUGGGAGCUGUUGACGCUUAUCACAUUGAAGGACCUGGCAUAGAAGCUUGGGACAUCGCCGCAGCUUCUCUGAUUAUUGCAGAAGCCGGAGGUGUUGUCGUCGACCGAGUUACAGGUGAUCGAGUGGACAUUAUGAGGCCAAGAGCGAUCGGAGCGGCGAAUUCAAAAAUCGCAGCUGCAAUGGUGAAGAUUAUUCACGAAACAGACGAGAGAGUUGACCAAAUGAAAAACACUACCAAUUGAAGAAACGACAGAUAGAAACAAGGAAUCUUUCAAUCAAUGUUUAAACCGACGCAUAGGUGUCGAAGUACUAAAAUUUCACUUGUUGUAAAAUUUAAGAAUUUUAUAAUGCACGUUGAACUUUAUUUAGUCGAUAAGGAUGAAGCGAUGAGAUU